CAGGCUCCCCGGGUACCGGGCUCAGCUGAUGCAGUUGUUGUCCUACCCCUCCCCCGCCGCUCUCCCGGCCUCACUCGGGCCGGCCCUUAGCCCCGCCCUGGGAUCGGGACUCCGUGACCCCGUCCUGCGGCUCGCCAGCGCAGGAGCAUCCCGGGACCGCGCAGCACUCCGCGUGCGGAGCAUCUGAGAACCGUGUUGAGUUCACAGGACCGCGACAUAAACAUUGAGAGCCUGGGGAGGAAACGAAGGGGAUCUAGCAUUCCUUUUAAAAACCUCAAACAUGGGAAAGUCUCUUUCUCAUUUACCUUUGCAUUCCAAUAAAGAAGAUGGCUAUGAUGGGGUCACAUCGACAGACAAUAUGAGGAAUGGAUUGGUUAGCAGUGAGGUGCGUAACGAAGACGGAAGAAGCGGAGACGUCUCUCAGUUUCCAUACGUGGAGUUUACUGGAAGAGAUAGUGUCACUUGUCCCACUUGUCAAGGGACAGGAAGAAUCCCUAGGGGGCAAGAAAACCAACUGGUGGCAUUGAUUCCAUAUAGUGAUCAACGGUUACGACCAAGAAGAACAAAGCUGUAUGUGAUGGCAUCUGUGUUUGUCUGCCUGCUCCUGUCUGGAUUGGCUGUGUUUUUUCUUUUCCCUCGAUCUAUUGACGUGAAGUACAUUGGUGUAAAAUCAGCCUAUGUUAGUUACGACUCUCAAAAGCGAAUGAUAUAUUUAAACAUCACGAACACACUAAAUAUAACAAAUAAUAACUAUUAUUCUGUUGAAGUUGAAAACAUCACUGCUCAAGUUCAGUUUUCAAAAACAGUGAUUGGGAAGGCACGGUUAAGCAACAUAACUAACAUUGGCCCACUUGAUAUGAAGCAGAUUGAUUAUACGGUACCCACAGUUAUUGCUGAGGAAAUGAGCUACAUGUAUGAUUUCUGUACACUGCCCUCCAUCAAAGUACACAACAUAGUUCUCAUGAUGCAAGUUACUGUAACAACAGCAUACUUUGGACACUCUGAGCAGAUAUCUCAGGAGAGGUACCAGUAUGUUGACUGUGGAAGGAACACGACUUACCAGUUGGCCCAGUCUGAGUAUCUAAAUGUCCUUCAGCCACAACAAUAAACUCUAAAGGAGAUGUGGUUAGACCCAGUACCACACCUGAGACAUGGUCAGAGCUGUCAGUGAGGAGGUACUGCCUCUAAGGACAUCUUUAAUUGAGCAUGUCUAAAGUUUACACUGGGAUGUUGGCCUCCAGCUAACAGAAUUUGGUCCUUAUGCAGUUCCUGGACUCUGUUUUCUGUGUUGACGAUUUGCUCCCACCACGAGCUUUUCCUCCAUCCAAUGUUAACUGAUUGGCUUUCUUCUCACCUUUGUUCCCAAGGUGAAAAAUUGAGACUUCCUUAGAAUACAAUAAAUAAUUAUAUAAAAGUCAUAGAUUUAAUCUAUAUAUCUAUUGAUAAUAUAGUUCAAUCCUGAACAUAAUUUGAAAAAUAACUUCUGAAGAUUUUUAUAUAUUACUGAAAGCCUAUUAUUCAUGGAGAACUUUUAAAAACUGACCUGUUUUAUAAAUUCCCAUUCUUACAUAGUAAACUUUCAACUAUAUGAUAACUUAGCUAUUAGCUAAAUGUUUUUAGCCUUUAAUUUCUUCAAAUUCUACAGGUUUGCAUGUUUUGUCUUAUUUCUAGCUAAUGGUUGCAUAAUAUUCACCAACCAUAACAGUCUGCCAAAUUCUGUCCUACAUUUUGUAAGAACCUCUCAGUAUGUGUUUCAUGUAUAGCUUUGUGAACUUCCUGUGUGAUCUUCAAACAUAUUCCUUUAAUGUACAAUAUUGUAAAUAAACUGCAUGGCUUUUAUACAGCUUUGAUAAAUGUCAAAUGAAGUGGUACAGAUUAAGAAGUAAAGCAAGUUGUUCAUAAAAAAUAAAGUAGGAAAAUGAAAUUCAGAAACCUAUGAAGUAUCAGUAGGUUCCAGCUACAUGUUGGAUCUGGCAUAAAAUAGAUGCACAAUAAAACACUUUGCUGCUCUCUCUACUUUAUGUUGCUUUUCACAUUAAGAAUUAUAUAGAUGCUCUUCACAGCGAUUACUUAUCAUCAAGUUUAUGAAUGGUUUAGAGAAGGAAAUUAUUUCUUACUAGAAAUUUUUCAAGAAAUCCUUUCAUUUAACACCGGUGGCUACAUCAAAAUAAAUCCUUUGGUUUGCUUUAAAAUUUUAAUCAUUAUGCAUCAUACUGAUUUGAUGCUUCCAGCAGUUACAUUAAACAUUUAUUUUUUAAUUUUGUCUAACAUCAUUCUCAAGUAUGAUGGAUGUAUUCAUCUUGUUAGUUUAUAUUUUCAGUGUUAUUUUCCACAGAGUGUUUUUCUUAUUCACUCAGCAAAUUUUAAGGACCCUUUAAAGUUUCCUUAUGUCAGAAGGUGGGUUUUCCUUUUCCCAUACCCAAGUGCCUACGUUAGUUGUGAUGUGUAGUCUGUUCGUCAGUCUGUUUCUCAAGUAUAAAGCAUACAUAAUGCACUUUAAUUCUCAAGUACAAAGCAUACAUAAUGCGCUGUAAUUCUCAAGUACAAAGCAUACAAAAUGUGCUUUAAGCAUCCUUUCACCUUUCCUUAGCGCCCGUCCUGUAUUCUCCAUGUGAGUGAAAGUUGUAGUCAUCCAUGUUCUGAUGUGGCAUCCCUCAGGCAUUGCUGUUGUCGUCCUUCCUGUUCUUCCCAGAGCGUCCCCUGCAGUCGUUCACUUUCCACUCAAGCUGGUCUUUGAAAUUCCCUUUUUCUGUGCUUGCUGCUCACCUCCACUCUUGAAGCUGCACAGCUGUCUGCUUGUGCUUACGUUUUCCAAUCAAUCUCAUUUCGCUAUCUGCAUUCUCUCAUUGUUAUCUGAGCCAUCUGCUUUGUUUCAGUUGUUUGUCUUGUCUAGAAAUAUCUAAUCCUAUUACUUAAACAUUACUGCUGUCUUUAGUUUGGCUACUCAACCUGUGUCUAUCUGACCAAGUUCCUGUAUAGGUUCUCAUUUACUCAGUUAAUUUUCAUAUUUUAGAGACUUUCUAUGUAAAAAAGCAAAAUGUCAAUAAACCUUUUUUAUGAGUUCCAUUGUGCUUUUUCUCCACCCUGGCUCCAUGCCUCCGUACAACCAUGUAAGGUGUGCAAAUCAUCAUCCAGCCAUUUCUUCAGAACCACCCGUUACCUAUGCCUCAUGUAAUAAGCACUGUCUGUGUUCCUUCCGGGUGUAUCUCAGUCUCGGUCAGCACUGUGUAAGAGAAGGGGUUUGUUUUUCACUUUCUUCCAGAGUUCACGCACAAGGCCUAAAGAGGCAGGAAAGUGUAGCGAACUUUGCUCCCAGUGGUUCAGUUUCAAAAUCUUUUCUUAGCUAUUUAAGUUGAAAAUUCUAUCCCAUCUAGUUUUAAUGUCCAGCUUUGAUGUUUGAGUCAUUUGAAAAACCAACCAGAAGCACCUGGAAUUGAAGCACAUUGCCUGUAAUUAAUUCUUCAAGGAAAAUCAAGUAACUUCUAGGUAAGCCAGGCAGGUAACAGCUGCAAGUUAAUAAAACUCUAAACAAAGUGAACAACAGCAGCAAAACCUAUAUCUUGGAGAAUCUGAAGAGUAGCCAUAAAGAAAGGCUUUUCGCUUUCCUCAAGUCAGUCUGAGUCUGGUUUAGUUGAGUCUGUUGCAGCUAAGUCUGGCUUCUGGCAGGGAGAAAGGGUGCGUAUUAAUACAUUUUUAUGAGUACCACCGGAGCUUAGCCAGGGACACGAUGAAGACAUUGCCAUGUUGCCCCAUGCUCACAGGAGGAAAUUCCGUUCUAUGCUAACCCAACACCGGCCCGGCCUCUGUGUGGAUAGUGUGUAUACAACACCCUGACUGUUGCUCUUCUGUCUGCUUUUCUUAGGUAAUUUUUCAGCACACACAGGACACUGAGGGGAUUUGCUCUAAAAUUACAGAUUAGUAAAUGCUUUAAAUGCAGCCAAAAGUUGGUUCUCUGUCUCUCAUAUCUGUGCCCAAUCAAUUAAAAUGUCCAUUGGAAAGCCAUGGUAAAUUAGGUUAUUGCAAUUUAAAAAUUAGAAGUGGCCAGCAAGAUGGGUCAGUGUUGGGGGAUGAUUGCCACCAAGCUUGAUGACCUGAGUUCAUUCUCUGUACCCCACAGUCUAGAAGGAGAGAACUGGCGUUGUUUUCAGAUACCCAUUCACAUACAGUACAGUACCACAUAUAUGGUAUACACACACACACACACUCACACACACACAAAUGCAUGUAAAAAGUAAAGUAAAAGGUUUUGAAGUUUACAAUUAUGGCUAAGAUUUUGGUAACAUUGAAUUGCUAUUUGAAACAUUCUAAAAGUAAAUUAAACAACAUAGAAUCAUUUAAAACUAAAGCUGGAGCUUAAUUUUUGUGUGUUAAUAUUUAAUACUCCACAGUCAUUCCAAUAAAAAUAAAACUGACA
Molecule: messenger RNA, 4414 nt
Organism: Rattus rattus (black rat)
Lineage: Eukaryota; Metazoa; Chordata; Mammalia; Rodentia; Muridae
Gene: Tmem106b
Product: transmembrane protein 106B
Exons: 9
Coding region: 281-1108 (275 amino acids)
Biological process (GO): dendrite morphogenesis; lysosomal transport; lysosome localization
Cellular component (GO): lysosomal membrane
Source: RefSeq, a predicted model, not a curated record